Molecule: messenger RNA, 12252 nt
Organism: Armigeres subalbatus
Lineage: Eukaryota; Metazoa; Arthropoda; Insecta; Diptera; Culicidae
Product: calcium/calmodulin-dependent protein kinase kinase 1-like
Exons: 11
Coding region: 1919-3907 (662 amino acids)
Biological process (GO): positive regulation of protein kinase activity; protein phosphorylation; intracellular signal transduction
Cellular component (GO): cytoplasm
Molecular function (GO): calcium/calmodulin-dependent protein kinase activity; calmodulin binding; ATP binding
Source: RefSeq, a predicted model, not a curated record
UUUCGAGUUUCGCCGAGGCCAGUCAUGGAAAUCGACCCGUGAACAGACACGCGCGCGCUCAUUGAACCACUUUGAAGGCACAGUCAAGAGACUUCCAAUAUACCGCCAACGGAUCCCGGUGUGUGGAGCAGAGUGUGUAAUGUGUAAUAGAAGCUCAGCUGUCUCGGUCUUUUCGCGAUCCGACAGCGUGCAGGCCAGCAACAGCAGCAAUAACAACUAUAAAACAACUUUAACAAGAAAGCAUAACUUUAACAUUGAAGGCUAGUUGACGAUAGCUGAUAUACCUACUGAAGCAGAAUUUGCUUAUAUCUACGUGUGGGAGCCCCCAAGCGGAUGUAGCGAGAUAUUAUAUUGUUUUGAUAUGUCUUUUUGAUUGAGUUUGGGGCAUUUUAUGUAAAGCGAACGUGAACAUCUUCGGAUCCAGCUCGGAUAAUCUUAUCCGCGUUUUGAUGUCUGUCACAGUGUUCGUCCGAGUUUUGAGAUCGAUUAAAGCACGCAAAGAAUUCUAAAGCGCGGUCAAAACCAGUUUCCGAUCGAAAAGUGUUUGACCUAUAUUUUUGCGAGCUGCAUCGUUAGUAUGAUGUUGGGGGAGCUUUGAAAAGUGAUGGAAAAUCAUUGCCCGAAGGGAGAACCGUAAAAGGGCCGUGAUAGUGUGUCUAGUGCAGUUGGACAAAACCGGCAGAGUACGGAUACAGAGCACUGGCGUAGUGCAGUUCAAUGUGCUUGUAAUAGAAGGCUUCUCAAUUGCGUCUAUUGACUGAAACGAAGCCAAUACGCGUGAGACACCACGUUCUCUUUUAUUGAUGCUGGAACUUGGAAGGGCGGUGCAAGUGCCUACACACAUCGUAGGAGAGGAAGUGGACCGGCGACCAUACGGCAAGUAAAGCGAAGUUAGCUUGCAGGUCGUCUCGCGAAUUGCCGACACCACUGACGACGUUAUAAAGUGGGUUUCUGCGGUUGCUGGGCAGUUGGUAAAUCAUCAUCAUCCUCCGUACCUGCUUAUAACUUUUCGCGCGAUUGUGUCACGUUGCUGGGGAGACCUGUUUGUUCGUUUCCGUGCUGUCUUCCCGUUGACAGCCCCAGUCCAGCCAACAGCAGCGAUGUUCGUUAAACGCAACCAGGUGGUUGGAUAAUUGAAAUAAAUUUCUGGCAGUGGCAGUUACUGUUUCAGUACAUCAAAGCAAAAUUAGGGUUGCAAAAAAUUAAGGUGCAUACCGAAGUGAUAAAACAACAACUGGUGCCGCCGAGUUGUAAUAAAGUGGAAUGAAUUCCUCCUAUCUUUUUGUACCAAGUAGCACAGCACAGAGAAAAAGAGAAUAAAAUUGUUAAUAUGAUCAAGUGCCAAGUUUUUAAUUGAAGAAGUCAGAGCAGCGGAAAAAGUUGCACUUGAGUGACAUCGGGUUUCCCGGCGACGAUUGUUGAACAAGAUCACGGACCACGGACGACCGUCAAGGAAGGAGCUUAGCGCGAACAAAGUGUAAGACACCGGUGAAUACGGUGGCAGAAUCACUUAGUGUGGCAGUUGUGAGAAUUUCCAUUUCCUAGAGUGGAGUGGAGGUAGAGAGCACAAGAAAAAAAAGUGUAUUUGCACAGUCUUGAGCCGAGUGGGUGGAAGGUGCUUAUUCCGGUGGGUGGCGCAACUUGGAAGCGCGUAGGGUAGCAUAAAGGAAUCAAAAGUGUCUGAUACCGGCGAGUCCAGUGAAACGGAGCAACAACAGGCCGACCGAUGUAGUGAUAAUCAUCAGCCGCCAAUCUCACCGCCGUCGCCGUCGCCGUCGAUGGCAACUAUUGAUUCAGGUACAAAAUUGGAACCCACAUCAGCGGAAAAAAUGCAUCAUAUUGGCAUGGGAACGGCGGGACCUGUCGUAAUCAAUGUGCAACACGGAUUGCAGACCUUGCCAGGCAUCAGCCAUUGGAAAUGGAGGGGGCACUAUCGCACAGCAUGAUACCGACCAUGGACAGCGCCAAUACAGAUGCCGAUCGAAAAUGCGGCAGCUUAGACGUGAAUCUGGAUCGAAAGUUCCUAAACAAUAAUAAUACUACUAGCAUGAAAUGUUUGCAAUUCACCAGACCACCUGAUCCACCAACAGCACCUGCGUUACUUUUCGAUUACGUAGUCGAGCAGAGCAUCCAAAGCCAACAACACAAUCUCCUAGAUAGCGAAAUCAAAAGUUUUGAAAACAUAAGCUUUAAUAGCAAUAGUGACAAGCAUUCACAGAAUAGUCAAGUAGAUGAAGUAGCAACCAAUUCACCUAGCGUUAAUAGACAGCCAGUAGCCACAUCCGAAGUCGUAGUUCCAAAGGAAUCAAAAAUGCCCAAAACAGAUCUGGUAGACCACGAUGACCUGUUGGAGGCCAGCAAUAGGACCGAGUCCCAGCUGGAAAUCAACACGGCCGGGGUGACGUUCAAAGGUCGCGUGCUGCCCAAACUGCAACCGCUGGAUCAGACGCGGCCCAUUUAUCCCAAUGUGCCGUACAGUCCGUACAACAGCCCCUACGGCAGCCCGCGAAGUGGCCGCCGGCGGACGCCAUUGCGUGAAUCCAGGCGGGUUUCCAUCGAGCAGUCCGGAAGCUUUUUGCAGCUCAAUCAAUACAAACUGCUGGACCAGAUUGGUCAGGGCUCGUAUGGAUUGGUGAAGCUGGCUUACUCCGAGGAGGACUCGACGCAUUACGCAAUGAAAAUCCUAUCCAAGCGUAAACUACUUCGUAAAGCUGGACUCAUGCGACGAGGACCAAAACGGGGAACAUCUCCACUGGACCGAGUGUACCGCGAAAUCGCAGUACUGAAGAAGCUGGACCACCCCAACGUGGUAAAACUAGUCGAGGUGCUGGACGAUCCACUAGAGGAUUCCCUGUAUCUCGUUUUCGAGCUGGUGCAGCAUGGAGAAAUUCUCAGCAUACCGACUGACUGUCCGCUUAGUGACGAACGUGCCUGGAAUGUUUUUCGGGAUGUUAUCUUGGGCGUCGAAUAUCUCCAUUACCAGCGGAUCAUUCACGGAGAUCUGAAGCCGGCAAAUCUGCUGAUGUCGGACUCGGGCAGUGUGAAAGUAGCCGACCUGGGUGUUUGUAACGAGUUCCUUGGGGAAGACGCCGCAAUGAACAAUGGCUCAACGGCUGGCACGCCGGCUUUCCGGGCACCUGAAACGCUACUACCUGGGCAGCAUGUCUACAAUGGCAAGGCAGCCGACAUUUGGGCGCUUGGUGCCACCCUCUAUUCGCUAGUCCAUGGCAAUGUUCCUUUUAUAGCUACUUCGGUUCCUGGUGUGUAUGAGAAGAUUAAAAAUGAUCCCCUGCAGUUUCCUCCUACGAGCACGAUAAGUCCAGAGCUACGAGAUCUGAUUGAAACCAUGCUGGAUAAAGACCCACAGUUGCGAAUCACGCUACCACAGAUCAAAGAUCACUGUUGGGUAACCAAAUUCGGUCGGUAUCAAUUGCCCAGCGAGGAAGAAAACUGUCGCCUUGUUCAGAUCAAUGAUGAAGACAUGACAACCGUUGUGAAGAGCAUCCCAAAGCUAGAUACGCUAAUACUGAUAAAAACUAUGCUCAAAAAGCACUCGUUCCUAAAUCCAUUCACAAGAGGCAUUUCUGGCCGUACGCCUCUAUUGGGAGGUUCCCGAAUAGAGCGGUUCAGCCGGUCUGGGAGAUCUAACUCCGCUCCUGGAGACUACCACACAUCAGAAAGACAACCCUCCAACGAAUCACUUUUGCCCUCGGUAACGGAAGGCGUUUCCAGCCCAGGAGAAAGUCCUGAACAGUUGUCACCACACAAAGUACCCAGCAUAGUGUCAACUCCGUCGCAGGAUUCUUCCAAUACCGCAACGGCGACAGAGCCCGAUAUCGUCGAAGAGCCGGAGAGCACAGACCACAUGAAUUUGCCAAAUCGUGCAUACUUAGAAGUUCUGCUCUAAUUCGAUGCUAGUGAUUCCUGAUUUUAGAUUAGUGUCCAAAGAUUUUUAACACUCUCAAACCGAAAGCAAUUGGUGAGACAAGCUACGUGUAACUUAGCUAUGCUCAUUCAUCACUAUUGUUUUUCAAAAAAUUCUUAUUAACAUUAAAUAGAUCCGUCUCGCAAUUACAGCAAGUAGCCCGUAAGAAGUGUCGUUCAACGUUGUUACUUUUUAUAUUUGUUAGAUUUUACUUGUACUUAUUGUGCAUACGGAAUUUUGACGGUUUUUUGCAUUUAGCAGUGGACAAAAGAAAUGAAUAACAAACAUUAUAUGAAUAGCUUUGAAUAUUUCUAAUGUUGUCGAUACUAAAAGGAAGGAUUAGAAGCAGUGUAUAUAUUUACAAUAUUUGACCUUUUUAUCACGUAGUUCAACUAUUAAAGAUGUUUUUAAAAGUCAACUAAUAUUUGAAUACAUGCAUAAUUCUUGACCAAAAAUGAAUGUUUAACUACUUAAGAGUUGGAUAUUACUUAAAGCUCCGCAGUAAUGAGCUCUAAGUCAUAGAUUCAGAAAUUUCACGCUUUAAACAUUAAUAUUUAAUAUUGACUUUGGAAUGAAAAUUUUAACAACAGUAAACAAUCCAUAUUGUGAAUAUCACAACUUGCCAGGACUGUUUGAAGUUUUAUCAGAACUGAAUAAAAAUAUUGCCCUAUAUUUUACAUAAUUCUAACACUGGCAAGUUGUGAUAUAGUGUCUUGUUUGGCUAAUCUUUCCCUUUGAUUCUUAUGAACCUAAUAAAUUGAGCUAGCAACUAUAUUCAAUGUAAACAAAAGACAAUUAUCCGAUUUUAGCCAAUUGAGAAAGAACUGUUAAAUAUAGAAAACAGGAAGAAACGCUAGAGGAUAAAGCCCAUGAUGAUAGAUUUCCAACCACUUAAGCUUUAAUAUGAUACCUACAUAGUGCUAUAGUGCAUCGUAGCGAACUGACAAACGAGAACCGUUGAGUUUCGUCACCAUUAGUGGCAAUCAUACAUCGGGACCAUUCAGUUGUUUAACACGUUCCUAUAAGGCAACACAUACGUACACGUAUGCACUAAACGCCUUCUGUCUCUAAUCAAUGUAUUUACACUUUCUCACACUCACACGCAUAUUUAUAAAAUGUCUACAUGGAUCUACUACAAAAACACUAUCAUAACAAUUUAGCAUGGAUCAUUUUGUCGGGUACAACUAUACAAAUAUACACAUUUGAUUAUCUAGUGAAAAAAAAAACUUUGUGAAGAGCAAUCCCAUUCCCGGCAUCGAAUUCUAUCACAUUUUUAAAAAGUAGUGAUGUUCUAUCAGAGAUGUCCUACACAGUUUGCUCUUUUAUUUUUCCCAAUUUUUAACAAUCUAAUAAAACUUAUGCAGUGAGUGCAACCAGUAGAUGUUUAUUUGAGUUUUCUAAGUGUUACUUCGAUCUGUCAAAAUAAUACACGCCGGAACUAAGCGAGCGCGCGCACAGCAAUUUGUAUUUACUGUGCGCACGCCCCCGUGUUGUGAGAUUUUGUAGCAUGCCUUUAAUCCUUCGCGUUUCUGUAGAGAAUGAGAGGAGCAGAUACGAAAACAUUACGUGGUAUCUCUCAUUGAAAUUGAUAAACUGCAGUACUGCUCAUGAGCAUGAGUAUUAUGACCGUAGAAUUCGUAGUUGCUAUUCUGUGAUUGACUAGAACUUGUGAAAUUGUACAGAGAACCUAAUGAAUGGGGCUUUUGGGGUUAGCUAUUUCUUCUCGAUGUACAUAUUUCUGAAGCUUUUCAGUCAAUAACAGCGCAAGCCACGUCAUUACGGUCAUACAUGAAUCACCUGCAUCUCAAUUGUCUUGGGAAAGGGUAAUGUGUAAAAAAGGAUAUUUCAAAUCGCGUGCCAAACCAAACCACUAUUAAUUAACUUACUGACCCCACAAAGCAGAGCAAAAUAUUUCGGAUAAUAAUGUGACCGUUCUGCGUACUGUUAAACACAAUAAAACGCGCUAUAACUAAUUUACUUUCCGACCGCACUAAGCAGAACAAAUUAUUUCGAAGAUGGCGCAAUCGUUCUGUAUGCUGUUCAGAGCACAAUAAAAUUCGCUUUCUGUUAUACGAAACAUGAUCGAUUGCGUACUAAUAAUUUGCCACAGCAGCCGCACAAAGUAGAGCAAAUUCACCAGAAGAAAAUGUUUCGUGUCCUAAACGAACACGACUGAUCGUGCAUUGAUUAAUUUGCUCAUUAAACGCACAAAACAGAACAAACCCAAUCGGAUGUCAAACAUGUUCCGCGUCCAGUUUUGAGAAAAGUACAGUAAAACUGAAUAUUGACACCGAACAAACUGAGACAGUUUAUUAAAAAUAAAAUGUAAACGACAUUUUGACAUUUUUUCUUCAUCGAUAAACUGUUUGUUUGCUGCUGCGUGAGAGUCUCGUGCCAUGUUAGUAUUGAACUUAAUUUCUAAAUUUAAAAAACAUUAAAAAUUAAGAAAAAAAUAAAAGUUAUACGUUGUGAAUUUUUUUUACAUAAACAUUAAUUGUGGGAAGAGAAUAUAGCCGUAAUCCGUAAUUUUUUUCUUUAACUGCAUGGCAGGAUGGAUGGUAGAAGGAAAUGUUCAACCAUUCCCGUCCGCGUCUUGAACGGAACAAGAUGGAUCGCGCAAUUAUGAAUUUGCUCACCACGCGCACAAAACACAACAAAAUCAUUCGGAUCUCGAUAAUCAUGUUUCGCGUCCUAAACGAAACACAAUUAAUCGCGCACUGAAUACUCUGCUCAAUAACCGCACAAAACAGAACAAAAUCACCCGGAUCCCGAACAUGUUUCGUGUCCCAAACGAAAUACAAUUGAUCGCGCACUCGAUUUCAUAAAUCGUAAAACUGACAGACAAAACUAGAACUCCUGAAAAGUCGUUUGGUUCCCGAAAAUCUCAUGGAAGCAAAACUCCUGUUAGCUGGCUAGUCUUAGGAACAAUGUACCGUGCGUCCGCAAUUGCCGCUUCAAUUAUGCACUGUGUGCAAGCUGUAAAUGCCAAGCAAAAAAAAACAAAUUUACAAUUAUUGUAUAAAAUAUUGGCAUAUACAAUUCGACAAGGUUGUAAUACAAUGAAUGUAAUAUUUUUAUACAGUUUCUAUAUUAAAAUAAUACAAGCGUGUAAGAUUUCAAUACAAUGGUUGUAUUAAAAUCUUCAGAAAUUGUAUAUGCUAAAAUUGUAUACAGUUUCUGUAAGGUCAUUAUGCAGAACUGUACUGAAAUCUGCCAUCCGCUGGUUGGGACAUUAAUGUUACAAGGGCGUUCUCCCACGAUUGAUGUAUCAUCCAAAUGUGGAAAAUCUUAAUUUGUCAUAUACUCCUAUCUAUAAAUUUGAAGAUUUUACCCAAUCUACAUAAUUUGUUCCGUCUUUCUUAAUCGCCGAUCGUCGAUGGUCGCUUCAAUAUCGACUCAUGGAGGUUUGACUUAAUAAGCUCUUAUAUCCUUGAAAAAUGCUUUUUGUUUCGACUCAGCCCAAAUAAUUGGCAAGCGAUCUUUUUGAAUAACUAUGUAUUUCGCAUGAACCACGUGCUGAGCAACCUCCACCGCUCGCAGAGAGAGGAUUCGUCUAUCCCCCUGACAUGGCAUGCUGUCCCUGCUAUUAUCACCCUUUGUUUUUGUAAAUGAACGGUAUGGGUUCAUGAUAUUGAAUCCAGAAACAGUAAUCCUACAUUAUAUUAUAAAAAAAAAGAAAGUAUUUUCCCAUAUACAGUAUACCCCCGCUAAUCCGACAAAUGUAUGGUUCAACUGUUAAUCUGACAGUCAAAGCCAUACAAAUGAACCAAAACAAACUCACAGCACAAAUUUGAAAACUGACAUAAUGUGUUUAAAAGGGUGUUGAUACUGGGAAUUAUCGACGAUGAGCGGGGGAAUACUGUAUCGACAAAAUGAUCCAUGAACUUCAACUUAACAGAAAAAUACAAGUAAAAGUUCACUCUUCAGUCACUUUGCUAUAGUCUGGCGGAUAACAGCAGUGUACUGCCGAUUCUGAAAUCCAAUCUGAAAAUGAAAUAUUCUUCACACGUGUAUACAAAUUAAAAUAUACGUAAUAAGUGCAACAAAUAUUAAUAUUCUUGUUAGCAUUUUUUAAGGAUAAACAAACCCAAGGACAGGACAAUUAGCAGCGAAGGCCGUGUUUAUUUGCUGCAAAGUCAAAUGGUUUUGAUUCCAUCAAACUAUAGUGAAGUAACUAAAUGCAGUUUACUUAACGCCGAAAUAUAUCAUUCCAGCCCAUAUAUACAGACUCAAAAUACAACGAGGAAAGAGUAGAAAAUGUUUACCAUUAUGUAGAAAAAAUCAUCCAAAACUAAUAAAUCAAUUUUGGAAUGUUUGUAUUUCUGUUAUACAGUGUAUAUAAAACACCAUUAAGAAAACACUUAGAAGCUUUAAUUAGUCAGCAUGAUUAUACCCCCUUCAAUCACGAGUUUCGGUAGGUAUGAGCAAGAUAAAAAAAAUUAAGGGAAACAAAUUAGGGCCAAUCAUUUCAGUCAAAAAAUAUCAAGCAUAUCAACCAGAAUGUUACAUUCGAAUAUCUUUACAGAGAUUUAGGAGAAAAAAAUCGGGUUUAAAAUCGAACAAUAUGGUGCAAAAAUAAAAAUAUUUUAUUUGAGUCCAUGAGUACUAAUUCCAAAUAUUUAGAACCAAUUAUUUCUCGUAAAGAGCUUAUCCAUGAUCCAUGGUCAUGUAACAAUUGCCCCAUACUCUAUUUGCAUACUUACGAUUGUUAUCUCUACUGAACACUUUUAAAAUGUACACAAAUAAUCUUUAAUGUUUUCUCUUCAAGUCGUAGACAUAUUUCUAUGUUCAAAGUAUAUUAGAUGCGAAAAAGGCGGUAGUAAAGAACAGACCGUUUUUCGAUUUGAAGCAUUUGAAGAGAUUAAUACAAUUCGAAGAAAGAACCUGGAUUCCAAAUUGUUCACAUAUUUACAAAUCAAGAAGACGAGCUCGCAGUUUACCAUUUAAACUCACACUCUGUUAAACUCGACGUAGAUUUUGACCUCAAUUCUAGAGUUUGACUUCAAUUGAAUGUUAUGAUUAUUUUUUCUUCCACAUGAGAACAUUUUGGCAAACCUAGCAAGUAUGAAACAUCACUAUUUUUUUUAACUAUGAAUCUCAUUCGCGAUUAAUCGGUAAUUGCUGGAAAUGUCGCAAAAAAGUUGCUUGUAGAAGCGCAGAGUAAAGAAGUCAUGUUCCACACGCAGUUCAACAGAUAAGAAUGAGUUUACUCCAUAAAAAUCAAAAUAAUCACCAACCAUCAUAGUCGCAAUUAAUGUUUCUGAAGCUUGCGAAACCUUCGUUUUACUUCCAUGCAAUCAAAUAAAGUAAUAUUUAGAUUUUGCCGGCCAAAACAACACAACAACAUUGUUGGUACCAUUUAAAUUACAUACGUACCUACUAUUUGAUUUUUUUUUUGGUAAAAAUAAUGUUUGCCGUAGGUGCCCUCACACAAUGCUCCAUCAGAUUGUUCUCUCUACUGACCGAUUUGUCUGAAAUUGUGUCCAUAUCAUCAGAGCAUCAAUAAGUGGGCGGUCCAUAUUUUUUCCAUUCUAAUUUGAGCCACCCUAAUGUAAGGUGGAUUACUGCUAGGGUUUUAGUACCGGGAGUACCGGUACCGGAAUUCCCGGGAAUACCGCCCAAUUUUCGGUACCGAAAUACCGGUACUGGCUUAAUGAAAGUACCGGUAUUUUCGGUACUAAGGAAAAAGUUUUGGUUAAAACUUCCGAUGGUUAAAACCUCAUUUUUGAAUGCAGCAGCUAGUAAGAAAGAUAUAAUUUUUUUUUCUAAAAUUUCAAACACCUGACAAUAGAGGUAAUAAACUAUAGAGGACGAUUGUCGCUGCGGUUCUUUUUGUUAUCGUCCCCAAACAUGUUGGCUACCUAUCUGUCAAAACGUACUAAUUAUUCCUUCGUUGACAUUUAGUGCCCUAUCCUUACCAGCAAAAGAUGUUUCGCCAGUGACGACAGCGACAAUCAGUUAGGACAAACGUCAGGCGUCCGAUGACGUACCUCAAGACAAUCAAACCGCAACGACAUCGUCACAUCCAAAAAAAUCGUCACACUUCAUCAGUAUUUUUUCCAUUCGUCCCCGCUUGAGGCAAGAGUGUUCCUGUAAGUUCGAUUACUGCACCAGGAUUCGUAAAGAUUGUAAGACAAAAGUUAACUUACAACGACUCAGAAAAAACUGAAAGGAAAAUACUUGUUAAUGCUUCAUGAUUCAAUAGCAACAGUUCGCCCUACUUCUGUAGAAAAGAUAUUUUAGUUACUAGAUAAAGAUUGUCGCUGUCGUCGCUGUCCGAAACAUCUUUUGCUGGCGAGGAUAGGGGAGCUAAAUGUCAAAGAAGGAAAAUCCAUACGAUUUGACAGGUAUGUACCACACAUGUUUCGGACAGCAGAACAAAGGAAACAGUAGCGACAAUCUUUAUCUAGUAACUAAAAUAUCUUUUUUCUGUAGACUCAGAGAGAGCUUUCUCUGUUUCUGGAAGCUUCGCUACUAAAAUACGAUCCCUUAUGUCUGACGAAACAUUGCAUAUGCUGUGCGUUUUGAAAGCAUAUUUCAAGGAAAAGGACAAGCUCCAAGACAAGUGUUGAAUACAUACAAAGCAGUGAAUAAAGUUUGAAUCGUUACCAUUUAAUUCUGUAUUUUUAUUGAUUUUAAUGAUUUUCGAAAAAAAAUCUUCCAGUAUCGGUAUUUUCCCGGUGCUCCCGGUACUGAUGGGUUCAGUACCGUAGUACCGGGACUCACCAAAAAGGGUCAGUACUAAAAACCCUAAUUACUGCUUGUAUUACAGCUAUAAUACUUAUCUUCUCUAGAUUCAAAACAGUGAAUUCAAUGAACUUUUAUCAAAUAGAUAGCUGUAAAUCGUAUUUGACCUUCAAAUUUGAAACGGUACUACCGUACUUGUACUCAGAGGUUCCCAAACUGUGGGUCGCGACCCCCAGCGGGGUCGUGGGCUGUUCAGUGGUGGGUCACGAAAGAAAAAUCUUAAUUCAUGACUUUGUUAUUCUUUUGUCCCACAAAUCUAUUCCAUAUUUUGAAUAAGGAUCUAACUAAUGAUGGGAUGAUUAAAGAACAACAAACCUGACGAGGUCAACGGCUUUUUUUGGUUAUACGAUAUUUGGCAAGUAGAAAGAAGUCCUAUACAAUCCAAAUGUAAGCCCCGAACCCAAUCCAAAACCAAUCCUAAUCCAAUUCGUAUCCGAUCUAUCGAAUCCAAAUCUAUUUAAAAUCUAGUGAUGAACUUUAUUUAUUAUUUAAAAAUCACUUUAAUAAAGAAAUAAAAAAAAAUUCAAAUCUAAUCCAAAUCUAUUUCAAAUCCAAUCCAACUCUAAUUCAAAUCCAAUCCUAAUCAAAUUGAAAUCCAACUCAAAUCCAAUCUGAAUAAAUUUCAAAUCCAAUCCAAAUCCAACCCAAAUUCAGUUCAAAUUGCAUUCAAAUCCAAUUAAAAAAAUUGACGAAUUUUUGACAAAUACAAUGAUGGGAUAUAGGGGGAAAGACGGCUUUGGCAGGUUUUGUUCUAUUAUUGGCAGGGGGGUUUUUGUCGACCAAAUUUUAUGAAAUUUGGCCACAAUAUUCUUUGAUAUGCAAAGAAUGUUUAGGCCAAAUUUGAGUCUAGUCAGUCAUAAAAAACCCCCUUGCCAAUAAUAGAAUAAAACCUGCCAAAGCCGUCAUUCCCCCUAAAGCAAUUUAUUAUAAUUUGUCCAAUCGAACGCGAACUCAUUUUUAUCUAAUUUCACAAAAUCAAUGCAUUUGGUACCUGGUGGGUCGCAAGCAAUAUGGGAUUCUGCUAGGUGGGUCGCAUAUCCAAAAGUUUGGGAACCUCUACUAUUCUAUUCAGCCUAUUCGUUGCUAUACUCCUAUAGAAUGAAAUCUAAGUUUUCCGUGGGCCAAAUUCCCGAGUUGCAAGGCUGGCAAGAUCUGUAAAUAAGACUUUCAAUAUGCCCUACUAAAUGCGAAUAUUAUUUUGAGAGGGUUUCAAUCGCCAUAUGAGAAACAUGAAGGGGUUAUCCUCGAAACAAACGUGAAAAACAUAAUGGAAAUAAAUUGAAAUGUGAUUCAACCAAUGAGUUAAGAAUAGAAUGUAACAUAAAUUUCGAAUAAUUGUUAUUAUGUUAAAGAUUAAUACUUUCUCGUGGACAAUAUUUUUCUAAUUACAUUGAUAGUUGUUUGAAUGUGCUAGCAGCUAAGGUACGGUAUAAUUGCGAAACAUGCAAAGCACCCAUCGUAUGCAGUAUAGGUCCAUUCCUUUUUCAGUAAUAAAUAGCACAACGUUUUUUCUAAUGCAAUUUUUACUCAAAUCAAAUCUAUUAAUAAAGUUUUACCAAUUUUAUUUAAUCGGGUUUUCA